This is a messenger RNA of Eriocheir sinensis (Chinese mitten crab), 4662 nucleotides long. It is a transcript of the gene AMPKalpha, whose product is annotated as 5'-AMP-activated protein kinase catalytic subunit alpha-2-like. Gene Ontology annotation, biological process: protein phosphorylation; intracellular signal transduction. Gene Ontology annotation, molecular function: ATP binding; protein serine/threonine kinase activity. The record is from RefSeq and is a predicted model, not a curated record. Gene Ontology annotation, cellular component: cytoplasm. NCBI's taxonomy places the organism in Eukaryota, Metazoa, Arthropoda, Malacostraca, Decapoda, Varunidae. Bases 68 to 1684 code for a protein of 538 amino acids. The transcript has 16 exons.
UGUGGCAGCGCAGGGCAGGGUAGGUACUAGGCAGCAGCACAACACAGCUGACCGCUCCGCAGCAGCCAUGGAGGCCCCUCUCCAAGGCCAGGCGCCCGCUGGCUCCCAAACCAUUACAUUGAUGAAGAUAGGACACUACCAGAUCGGCAACACUCUCGGGGCGGGCACGUUCGGCAAAGUCAAGUAUGGCGAGCACAUUCUCACAGGCACCAAAGUUGCCAUUAAAAUCCUUAAUCGAAAGACCAUCAAGAACCUGGACAUGGUCAGUAAGAUCAAGCGAGAGAUCACCAACCUCAAGCUGUUCCGUCACCCCCACAUCAUCAAACUGUACCAGGUGAUCAGCACACCCACAGACAUCUUCAUGGUUAUGGAAUAUGCCUCUGGAGGAGAACUUUUUGACUACAUAAAGCAGAAAAGCAAGCUCAAGGAAUCCGAGGCUCGAAGAUUCUUCCAGCAGAUCAUCUCUGGUGUGGACUACUGCCACAGACACAUGGUGGUUCAUCGUGACCUCAAGCCAGAAAAUCUCCUCCUGGACCACAACUUGCAUGUCAAGAUUGCUGAUUUUGGGUUGUCAAAUAUUAUGGUUGAUGGAGAAUUCCUUCGGACUAGUUGUGGGUCACCAAAUUAUGCUGCCCCUGAAGUCAUCUCUGGAAAACUGUAUGCUGGUCCAGAGGUGGAUGUGUGGUCUUGUGGCAUUAUCCUGUAUGCCCUUCUCUGUGGCACUCUGCCCUUUGAUGAUGAGCAUGUCCCAUCACUCUUCCGCAAGAUAAAAUCGGGCGUGUUCCAGAUCCCAGAUUACCUCAACCAGACUGUUGUGCGCCUGCUGCUCCACAUGUUGAUGGUGGACCCCAUGAAGCGAGCCACCAUUGAGGACAUUAAGAAGCAUGAAUGGUUCCAGAAGGACCUUCCAGCCUAUCUCUUUCCUCCACCUUAUGACCAUGACAACUCUGUGAUAGACCAGGAAGCCAUAGCUGAAGUCUGUGAGAAAUUCCAAGUAGAUUCAGCAGAGGUUCAGAGUGCCAUUCUGUCAGAAGAUCAACACAAUCAGCUGAAAAUUGCCUAUAACUUGAUCGUCGACAACAAGCGCUUUGCUGAUGCCAAUGCCAUGUACAGCAUAUCUGCCUUCUAUAGUGGUGCCUCUCCCCCUCCUGCUAUGCCAACCCCUGCCUUCAGCCCUUCAGACUCAAGCCCAAGUCCCUUCAAGCCACACCCGGAGCGCAUUGCACCUCACCUUGGUAUUGGCAAGAUUCAUCCUGAUUUACGAGCAUCGUUGAGGGAACGAGCACUGAGUGGAGACCGUGGCAUGCCCAAAGGAACUCCAGGAAAGAGAGCAAAGUGGCACUUAGGUAUUCGGUCUCAGAGUAAGCCCCUAGACAUCAUGAGUGAAGUCUACAAGGCAAUGAAAGUUCUAGGCUUUGAGUGGAAAGUGGUGAACCCAUUCCAUGUCCGCGUGCGUCGCAAGAACCCCAUCACAGGAGGGUGUGUGCAGAUGGCCUUGCAGCUCUAUCAGGUGGAUUACAGAUCACACCUCCUAGAUUUUAAAAUCAUCUGCAAUGAAGGUAUUGAGGUACCUCUACCAAUUGAAAAGAAAGACUCAGAAGAUGAAGAGGUCCGUCCAACAUCUCAUCAUGUCAUGGAAUUUUUUGAGAUGUGUGCUGCCUUGAUCACUGAGCUGGCACGCUGAGAACCUCACCUAGGACUGACUGAUGACCCCAGGAUGGUUUCACCAUUCUUCUGGCUAAGGACUGGCUGACUCCCCAACCUUUUUCAUUUCAUUUUCCAACUUGCACUCGAUGCACAAGACGAUGUUCUCUUCACAUCUUCCCACCCUUCAUCACCUGCAAAUAAAGAAAAGACUGUACUUGCCAUGAGAUUAGUGUUGAUGUUUAGGGGAGAGUCACAGCAGCAUGACGACUGCAAUUGUUUUUGCUCUAUAUGAAGAGGUGAAGCUGGUAAAUACCAUAAGACUUUACUGAUGAGUAUCUGUACAUUUUAAAUAAUUGGAAUAAUUAUAUUUUAUAUGAUUGUACAUAUUUUACUCUUGAUUUAAGAUUAAUCUUAUAAAAAAAUGUGAUAAAGCUGGACUUUGUUGGAUAAUUAUUCCCUACAAUUGCUAGGUUCAUCUGCACUCAAAUCAAUUGGUGUGUAAAUAAGGUAUUUAGAAUACAAAUGGUGAACCAGUCAUUAUAGGGGUUUCAGGCUUCUAAAGCAAGAUAGAAUGUUUCCAUAGAUACUAAGCAUGUUAAGUGUAUCAGAAAAUUGUAAUCUUUCAUUAUAACAAACCAAUACAAUGGGAACUACCUACAACAGACCAUGUCAACUACUGGUCAACAUGGACUGUGUUAGUGCAGCACAGGCUUGUCCGAACUGAAAAUUUGAAGUUAAGUUGCAUUUAGUAUUCAAAUCAGUGCUGUCAAAGGCUGGGCAGGUACUGUUAAUUUUGGUACUAAGAGUAACAGUACUUGAAAACUCUGGUACUGAUGGUACCAGUACAGGUACUCCCAAAGUUAAGGCUUUCAGCAAGGCUGCACUGGCUUAGGUCUGAUAGUUGCCAGUGCCUGGCACUAAGGUGUUCGCUACUGAAGUGCUGCUUACUGAGACCAUCAUGGUGUUGGUAUCAACACAAAGAGGAGUAAGGCCUGAGUCAAAGGUAGUCUGCACCAAGCUGGUGUCUCCUUGCUAGAGUCCACUAUUAGCUGUUAGCUUUGGUUAAGCCAUGUGUAUAUGCAAAACUUUCAACCUUAAACCAUAAAUCAAAUUACCUACGUACUCUAUUCGAGUUUAACCUUCAAUUUUACUUAUUCAUUAUUUUGUAAACCAUUGAUAAUUAUUAUUAAUAAUAAUAAUAGUAACUACAAAUAAACAAAACAGUAUAAUAGAUGUUAUAAAUAUGAAUAUAAUAAUUAUGUAAUAAAUAAGAUAAGAGCACCUUGCAGACUGGCAGCUUGGUGGUGCUAUCCUGGUGACAAGGUGAUACUCAGUCCACAGCAUGGCAUCUUGGGCUGUCCCACAUCUCACUCUUGACCCUUUGCUUACCACUUUGCAGUAUUGGUACUAACAGUACCAGUGUCUGCCCAGCCCUACUGUCUAAGGGAGGUACAAGAGAACACAUUGACAUGCCAAAUGAAUAUUGGUUAAUUAAAUCUAACAAAAAAGUUUUGGGAGGGAUAUAACUAUGAAAUUGUAUGUACACAAAAUUUGAAUAGUAGGUCAUUGUCCUAAUUCUCCUCUCCCACUAAAUCAUGCAUGCACACUGGACCGGCACUUUUCAACCAUGAAUUUGACAUGCCACAGUUUGGCUGUGUUGCUGUAUUUACUCCUACGAUUUUCAUGCAUUAUGCGAUGUGUUGUUACACCUAAACCGUAUUACAAACUUUUUACUGUAUUUUUCUUACAUAAAAGAUUUAGCAUGAAAUAAAUAUGUUGAGAAAAUAAAACUGAGGGAAUUUCUAGAGCCUGCCUGGACCCUGCUGGGGAAUCUACCAUUCAUCCCAGACCAUGUCUUGUUGCUCACUAAACCUCAUACUUCAUAUUGUGAGGGGGCUAAGUGGGUACAGUGCUCGACUCCUAACCAAAAGGUAGUAAACUCAAUCCUGACUCAUGGCAGCUUCUUAGUGAGAGAUGGGGUCUGUUGCAAUCCUGGCAGAGCUGUACAGUAUCAAUCACUUAGCUCGGGGUAAUUCUUUAAUCACAAUUUUUUUUUUUUAUACAAUUUUCCGAGUUAAACAUAAGUUACUAAAUGACUAGGGCUAGGCUACUAAGUUGGUGGGGCAAGGUUAUCUAGUAGGUUACAUUAUUUAGCUGGGGUUGGAUAGUUUAUAAAAAUUGGUUAAAACUUCAGUUUUCAAAGAAAAAUGUCAGAUUUGUUCACACACACAAAACUCCCAAAAACAUGAGUUAGAAGUCGCCUUGGCAUGUUUUCCGAAUCUUAAAUAAACUUAUUACUUUUUAAUAUUUUAAUCUCAUAUAACUUCCGCUUGCACAUGCUGCACUUCUGUCAUCACAGCCUUUUUUUUUCAAUUUUAGCUUCUCUUAGUCUACUUUUCUCUGAUUCCUGAAAUAAAUAGUACAAUGUAAUUUAGGCUGGAUGAGCAAAGUUCCCAUCUCAAUGCAACCACAAUAACAAAGAGCAAAAGACAAGCAAGCUGCCAGAAUUUCAUAAAUGCAAGCAAACAUCCUGCUGGCUGGCUGAGCUGCAUAGAGGUGUCUAAUGGCAUAUAAUAUAUAUAUUCACAUACAAAUUCAUUCUGAAGAGACUGGUGGUUAGAUAAGGGAAUUUCUAGAUUCUAAGCUUAACCUUAAAAUCUGAUCUUCACCAUGAAGGCUGCAGGGCCAGGUUUUGAAAAAGUGUCAUUCUGCAAAACACCCUAGUUUCUUCAUCAAUUUUUAAGUGCAAUGUCAGUAACUACUGUAUGUUUGUUAAUGUUUUCAAGCAUUGUACCUUUGAUUUUUUUGUUUGAAUUUAGCCUUCAAAGAAUAAAGUUAAUUCAUAUGAAUUCUAUUAAAAGAAUUCAGAUUAGCAGUGCAAUGUCUAUUAUAUAAUGCUAUAUUGGAUAUAAUAUAUGUUGUAAGGAUUGUAAAUUUUAUACACUGCAAAAUGAAUAUUUUUUCUAAAAGAAAAAUUGUAAAAGAACAUAUAAUAAAUAAAUUAUGAACACGAAA